CACACUUCAUAAUCACUCUAACCUAGGGGCAAUAGUAAGAGAGCAUAGGAGAGGAGGAGGAGCUUGAAGAGGAUGGGCUCAUCAUCUACUGUGAUGUCUUCCAAUUCUUCUUUGUUUAGCUAGCUCGAUCUGUUAGGGAUGUAAUUCGAUGAUGCUUUGUGCACUAUUUCUGUGAUUUAUUGAUUGCUUUUGUGUUUAUUAUUCAUAUAAUCGAUACUUGAUGUCAAUCUAUGCUUGUAUUAUAUAUUGCUUGACGGGUUCAAUACGAUGAUUAUUAGAUGUUUUAGUUAAUCAAUGCUUAUGAUUCUAUUGAAUGCUACUAUAGUUAUUGUUUCUACUGCUAUCAUGGGAAACAAGGAACAAAUCUCAUAUAGUAGGCAUCCUUCUGAGGUAUGUAUAGGCCGAUUGGAAAUCCUUCUAUGCAUGACAAAGGGAGAUGUUUGAUUCUUAGAUCAUCGAUGCUAUAGACUAUAGUUAUGAUUCGUAGCAGCCUACAAUUAAUUAUAUGUUAUCUUAACUUCUUUGUUUUUUAUUGAUUAGGUAAGGACAUGAAACAAAAACACGCAUUAGCUAGUCAAAUCUCUAUCACAAGAGGCGCAUGCACAGUUAGAGAGUGUAUUCAGUGGAAGGGAUAGGGCAUCUUAAUAGAAGAAGCAUUGAAGCAUCUUUUUAAUGAUAACGAACACAUGAUCAUCUACAGUUUCUAUCUAAACAUUAAUUUUCGUUGCUUUCUUGUUUGCACUGCAUCUUUGUUUGUUUAUUUGUUGCAUUAGUAGUUAGUAAUCUCGAGUUAUGGCACCUCAUCCCAUCAUAUUUACUUUUUCUUGCAUCUCGAUUCGAGCUCAAUAAGUUAGGUUUGAGUAGUUACUAUCAAAAGACCUCGUGGAAACGACCUUAGGCACAUCUAGGAUUGUCACUUGUAUUUUCUACAUCAAAUUUUUGGCGCCAUUUUCGACUAUAUUUUAUAGUAUUUGAAAUAAACUAACCUCUUGUGUUCGGCUACUUUUGAAUAUCACCUUGUUUGUUUUUGUUUUGUAGAAAUAGUACUCGAGGGAAGUAUUGCAAGGCAUCUAAGGACGAAAAUAGUUGAAGCAUCACUCGAAGAAAGAUGAGCCAAAAGCAUCAAAAGUCUAAGCAAGCAACACCUAGCCUCUCCCACUACAAUUCUGUCAAGAUAGGAUUCCUCUCGAUUGGAGUAGAGAGACAUCAAAUCAAGAAGAGCAAGAGCUACUAUGAGAGACAAAUGGACAUAACCCUACCAUAGCGAAGAUGGGGCAAGUUUCUUUCUCGAUGCAAGAUACCAAAUCAAGUCAAAACCUUCUAUGACCAUUGAAGUUAUCAUCAAAGAAAUUGCUAGAAGAUGUUCAUAUCAUCGAGGAGCCUCCCGAAGCCGAUCAAAGAAGUUCCAAUGAAGUGUCUUAAGGUUUUGAAGAGAUCAAGGUGCAAAAAGAGCUUAUGGAGCAUAAAGAUUUCGUGUAGCAUGAACAAAAGGAAGAUCAUCUCAAUGCUAACACGUAGGAAGAUAGAGAGAUCGUGGAGCAUGGAGCAUGGAGAGGAGGAUCAACAUGAGGCCAACAAGUUCAAGGAAGAAGAAGAUGAGUUUAUAACUCAAUCUUUGGAAGAAGAAGAAGAAGAAGGCAAGAGACAUCCUCAAUAAGAUGCAAUGAACGAAGAAAGCUACUCACGACUCGAUGAAAGCAUCUUACAAGCCAUGGAGACCAUGAUAGAGCAUCUUCAAGACCUCAACCUAUCCAAGAAGAGAAGGAUGAUCAACCUACCCAACAAGGAGCCUCGAGAAGCAUAGAUCAACACACAUGAAGUGAGAACCUACCGAAGCAAGAAGGUCAUCCAAUAUCUAUUCAAGUACCCUAUUGCAAACACUGAAGAAGAAGAAGAAGAAGAAGAAGAAGAUUUGAAGGCCAAUGCAUGCAAAGAUGAAGAUCCAUUGGAUGGCCAACGAAUCCGAGGAUGAAGAUGAUGAUCUUAUAAAUUUUGGAGAAGGAUGUGAAGCAUGUGGAAGACCAUGGAGUCUAGUAGAGAUCUUAGAAAUUUCUAAAAUAUAGAUAUUUGUGUAAA
This is a messenger RNA of Linum trigynum, 2076 nucleotides long. The record is from the annotation of a GenBank genome assembly. Lineage: Eukaryota; Viridiplantae; Streptophyta; Magnoliopsida; Malpighiales; Linaceae.